GGGGGGGGGAAAUCUCUCCAUUUGCCAGUCGCCACAUCUCCCUAUCGUCUCCGCCGCAAGCCCGCAAGCGAAGAUGGCGACGCCGGCGAACGCCACCACAUUCUCCGGCGAGGUGUGGGCGGAGCUCCGCCUGGCGGACUCCAGCGACGUGCCCCACAUCCACGCCCUCAUCCACCAGAUGGCGGAGUUCGAGCUCCUCACCGACCUCUUCGCCGCCACCCACGAGCUCCUCACCUCCACGCUCUUCCCCUCGCCGCCGCGCCCUCCCUUCACCUCCUUCACCGCCCUCAUCCUCGACCUCUCCCCGUCCCCGCUCCCCGCCUCCGGCCCCUCCACCAUCGCCUCCCACUGCCUCGACCUCUCCGCGUCCCCGCUCGCCGACCCGGAGGCCGCCGCCUUCGCCUCCCCUCGCGGCGGCGGGCGCGUCACCGCGGGCUUCGUGAUCUGCUUCCCCAACUACUCCACCUUCCUCUCCAAGCCCGGGCUGUACGUGGAGGACAUCUUCGUGCGCGCGCCGUGGCGCCGCCGCGGGCUCGGCCGGAUGAUGCUGUCCGCGGUGGCCGGCAAGGCCGCCGAGCUCGGGAUGGGGCGCGUGGAGUGGUGCGUGCUGGACUGGAACAAGAACGCCAUCGACUUCUACGAGGGGAUGGGCGCCGAGGUGCUCCCGCAGUGGCGCAUCUGCCGCCUCACCGGCGCUGCACUCGACAAGUACAAGGGGAACCAGGAGGAGGGGGGAGGCAGCAAGGCGGCGGAGUAGAUCGGCCAUGGAUGGAAACGUCGAUUCUUGGCUGUCCAAUCUCGAGUGAGUGAUUAGUGAUAAUAAAGGUAGUGGAUUUUGGUUCCACUUAUCUGCUCCUUGUGGUGAUGUAUUUCUUGAUAGUGAUUCAGUGCAUUGGAUCGGUUCUUCAUUGCUAUGAAUUACAGUGAUGUUUUAGCUUGAUUAUGUCAUGAACUUGAUCUGAAACAUUUCGGUAUCAAAUUCUUGAUUGAACCACACUGAUUUCGGUAUCAAAUUUCUCAUAGGGUGUCCAAGUUGAUUCA
Molecule: messenger RNA, 1041 nt
Organism: Oryza sativa Japonica Group (Japanese rice)
Lineage: Eukaryota; Viridiplantae; Streptophyta; Magnoliopsida; Poales; Poaceae
Product: GCN5-related N-acetyltransferase 8
Molecular function (GO): N-acetyltransferase activity
Source: RefSeq, a predicted model, not a curated record